ACCGUGGUAAGACUGGAAGGCUUCACCUGCAGACUUUCUUUGUGAGCAUCGUCUCCUCUUCACCAUGGAUGCACAGCACUGCAAGAUGAAUGGAGACUCCUUCCAGGAAUCCACAUACACUGAAGAGCCCUCGAACAAAAAUGGUGUGAUUUCUUUGAUUUUCUCUUUGAAAGAAGAAGUUGGGGCACUGGCUAAAGUUCUGCGCACAUUUGAGGAAAAAGGCAUAAAUCUGACUCACAUUGAAUCUCGACCUUCUCGUCUCAAUAAAGAUGAGUAUGAAUUCUUCAUUAACUUGGAAGGCAAGAAUGUCCCAGCACUGGACAAGAUCAUCAAGUCCUUAAGAAAUGAUAUUGGAGUAACAGUGCAUGAGCUUUCACGAACAAAAAAGAAGGACACUGUUCCCUGGUUCCCAAGAAGUAUCCAGGAGCUGGACAGAUUUGCCAAUCAGAUCCUAAGCUAUGGAGCGGAGCUGGAUGCUGACCAUCCUGGGUUCAAAGAUCCUGUGUACCGGGCCCGGAGGAAGGAGUUUGCAGACAUCGCCUACAACUACAGACAUGGUCAACCUAUUCCUCGAGUUACCUAUACAGAAGAAGAAAAGAAAACUUGGGGCACCGUAUUCAGAGAGCUGAAGAAUCUCUAUCCAACUCAUGCUUGUUAUGAACACAACCAUGUGUUCCCACUGCUGGAGAAGUACUGUGGCUACCGGGAGGAUAACAUUCCCCAGCUUGAAGAUGUUUCAAAGUUCUUGCAGACCUGCACUGGAUUUCGCCUGCGUCCUGUUGCAGGCUUGCUCUCCUCUCGGGAUUUCUUGGCUGGACUGGCAUUCCGAGUAUUUCACUCUACACAGUAUAUUCGCCAUGCAUCCAAACCUAUGUACACACCAGAGCCUGAUAUUUGCCAUGAGCUACUAGGACAUGUGCCUCUUUUUGCUGAUCCCAGUUUUGCUCAGUUUUCCCAGGAAAUUGGACUGGCAUCUCUGGGAGCUCCAGAUGAUUUCAUCGAGAAACUUGCUACGGUUUAUUGGUUUACUGUGGAAUUUGGACUGUGUAAGGAAGGAGAUUCACUAAAGGCAUAUGGUGCUGGGCUGCUGUCUUCAUUUGGAGAGCUGCAGUACUGUUUAUCAGGUAAGCCUGAGAUUCGGCCUCUCGUCCUCGAAAACACUUCUGUGCAGAAGUACUCUGUUACUGAGUUCCAGCCUACCUACUUUGUUGCUGAAAGUUUUAAUGAUGCAAAAGAAAAGCUAAGGAAAUUUGCUCAAACAAUUCCUCGUCCUUUCUCUGUUCGGUACAAUCCCUACACCCAGAGGAUCGAAGUCUUGGACAAUGCAAAGCAGCUGAAGAACUUAGCUGACACUAUCAACAGUGAGAUGGGGAUCCUCUGCAAUGCCCUCCAGAAGAUCAAAUGAAGAUUUUCUGUAACUCUUGCAAAUCACUGGCUACACAGAAGAAGUCAUGUGCAAAAAUGCCAGUCUUCACCUAGCUUCAGUUUAUUAUCUUCCUGUGUACUGCAUGAAUGCCUAUGUCAUAUAUCUUAAUUACCAAUAGAUGAGCAGAGAAGGAAACUCUUGCCUCUUUUGGCCUUUAGACAUUAAUCCAUUUUUUUUUCAUUAAAGCAUAAAAAUAAUCUUAGUUCUGGGAAUCUAGGGAAACUCUCCACAUAUAUUGUAUCAAAAGUUAUCAGAAGGGGGAGAUCUCAACUAUGCAGAGCUAUGGUCUGUAACAACCAUGGGGUUAUAUUACCACACUUGUCCCAGUGACAGAAUAGUAAUGACCAACACAGAGUAACCCAUAUUUUUAUUUUUAUUUUUAUUUUUAUUUUUAUUUUUAUUUUUAUUUUUAUUUUUAUUUUUAUUUUUAUUUUUAUUUUUUCUCUCUCGCAGUCAUUCUCCCCUCAGUUCCUCACAUUUGUGCAUGUUUCCCAUGAAAUACUGAACUUUACAUACUUCAGAGGUCUGCAUGCUGCCUGGUCCUGUAAACCAUGACUUCCCUUGGUGAAACUACACCUCUUCUUUUACACAUGAACACCUCUAUCCUGAAAUAAUACUUUUUGUUCUUUAGAAUUUGAUGUUGCCAUUGAUUAAAAGCACAGAUGCUAGUGGAAAAGACAGCAAGCAUGCUGCAGCUUCAUUAACACAAAUUUAUCACCAUGCAGAAAUACACUGUAUUUGCACAAGCACUAAUCCCAAAAUGGUUUCUUCAGGCCAAGAACAUGGUGUGCUAUGUUGUGUCACUGGUUUGCAGAGUGGAGUUUGUCAGAAAGGCACUGACAUUGCCUAUCUGAAACAUGGAGUCCAUGCCUCAGCACUGUACCCACAAAAUAUCCUUUUCAGAGAAGGGUUACCUAAAGGCACAUCUGUGUGGCUUUUUGUAUUUGGAUGUGAGAUCAUAAAGCCAUUACUAUAGGCAAGCAAGAUAAAAUGUAAAGAUUUUAGUGGUGUAUCAACGCAUUAUUAGCUUAGAUUCAGAGUUGUAACAGCUCUGUUAUAAUAUUAUGUAACAUGGAUUCAGAGUUGAUUCAGUGUGCUUACAGAAGAGGAUAGUUCUUUAGAUACUGUGGAAGGCUGAGGUAUGAAGGCUACUUUUUGUAGCAUUAAUCCUCUGAGGGUGGGUGCUUUAAUCAGAACUGCUGCGAGGCUUCUCCUAACUUUUUGGAUUCAUAAUCCAGAGGGGUAUCAGUACUCAUCCUCAAUGUCAAUAUCUUCCACCAUCAGGAGGAGAAGUGAUGCUUACAAUACAGAUGAAAAUAUCAGAACCUUCCAACUUCUAACUUCUUGUAUCUGUGUCUAGAAUCCCAACCAAAGCCAUCACAGAAUCACAGUGUUGUAAGUGUUGGAAGGUACCUCUGGAGAUCAUCUAGUCCAACUCCCUGCUAAAGCAUAUUCCCUACAGUAGGUUCCAAAGGAAAGCAUUCAGGCAGGUUUUGAAUGGUUUUGAAUUUCCAGAGGAGAUGCCGUCACUUCUCUGGGCAGCUUUUUCCAGUACCUCUCACAGAAAAGAAGUACUUUGUCAUGUUUAUAUGGAACUUUCUAUGUUCGAGUUUGUGCCCACUGUCCCUUGUUCUGUCACUGGGCACUGCUGAAAAUAUCCUGGCCGCAUUCAUUUGGUAUUUAUAAGCAUUGAUAAGAUUCCCCCUCAGUCUUCCCCAGGUUGAACAGUCCCAGGGCUCUCAGCAUUCCCUCAUAAGAGAGAUGCUCCAGGCCACUCAUCAUCUCUGUGAUCCUCCACUGGGCUCUCUUGAGAAGUUCCCUGUCUUUCUUGAACUGGGGAACCCAGAACUGGGCGCAGCACUCCAGAUGUGGCCUCAGGAAGACAGAGAGGAGAGGGAGGAUCACCUCCUACUAUCCGCUGGCCAUAUUCUUUGUAACAUACCCCAGAAUGUUGCUGACCUUCUGGGCCACAAGGGAACACUGAUGGCUCAUGGCCAACCUGUUGCCCACCAGGACUCUCAGAUCCUUUUCCGCAGAGCUCCUUUUCAGUACGUCAGCCCCUCACCUGCACUGAUACAUGCAACUAUUCCUCCUCAGGUGUAGAACUCUCACUUGCCCUUGUUGAAUCUUAUCAGGUUCCCCUUUGCCCAACUCUCCAGCCUGUCCAGGUCUUGCUGAAUGGCAGGCAGUGCAACCUUCUGGUGUGUCAGCCACUCCUCUCAUCUUUGGCUCAUCAGCAAACUUGCUGAGGAUACUUGCUGAGGAUGCAUUCAAUCCCUUCAUCCAGGUCACUGAACAAGAUUGGGCCCAGUAGCAAUCCCUGGGGAACACUGCUAGCUACGGGCCUCCAGCUAGACUCUGUGCCACUGAUCACAGCCCUCUGUGCUUUGCCAAUCAGCCAGUUCUCACUCCCUCCUCUAUCCACUCAUCUAUUCCAUACUUUCUAAGCUUAUCCAUGAGGAUGUUAUGGGGGACACUGUCAAAAGUCUUGGUGAUGUCAAGGUAGACAACAUCCACUGCUCUCCCAUCAUCUACCCAGCUGGUCAUGGUGGCAAAGAAAUCCACUAGAUUGGUCAAGUGUGGUUUCCUCUCGGUCAGCCCAUGCUGACUGCUCCUAAUUACCUUCUUCUACUUGCUUGGAGAUUACAUCCAGAAUAAACUGUUCCAUUACUUUAUGGGGGACGGAGGUGAGGAUGACUGGCCUGUAGCUUCCUGAGUUCAUCUUCUCAUCCUUUUUGAAGACUGGAGUUACACUGACUUUCCACCAGUUCUCAGGCACCUCUCUUCCAUGAUCUUUCAUGAUAGAAAGAAGUUUGGCAAUCAAAUGCUGUCAACUCUGUAAGCUCCCUCAGCACUUGUUGAUGCAUCCCAUAGGGGCCCAUGGAUCUGUGUGUGUCAAGUUUGCCUAAAAGAUCUCUGAUCAGAUCUUUCUCAAAGGAAGCCUUCCUCUCCCCAGACUAUCUUCAGGAUCUGAGAUUCCUGAGAGGAAGUUCUAGCAGUAAAGACUGAAACAAAAAAGAUAUUCAGUAACUCCACCUUCUUAAUGUCCUCUGUUUCCAAAGCACCCACCUCAUUCAGCAGAGGGCCCACAUUUUCACUAGUCUUCCUUUUUGUGCCUCACAUUCUUAAAAAAACCUUUUUUGUUGCCCUUGACCUCCCUCACCAGAUUUAAUUGCAAGUGGGCCUUAGCCUUCCUUGUGUCAUCCUUUCAUGCCCUGAAAAUGUUCCUGUAAUCUUUUUUUUUUUUUCCAUAAGCUCCUAGGCAAUCCAGGUCUCCUGUCAUCUUUUCCUGAUUUCUUGCUCUUAAGCAUGCAUUGAUCUUAAACUAUGGGAGACAUAGGUUAGCUCUGUCCAAGUCUGAGUGCUUUCAAACUCACACACACUAUCUUUCAAAACAGCUCCUAAAUCAUUAUGCUUUUUAGUUUCCUUCUUUCCCCUGCUUGAACUUUAAACUUGCUCUUUUGUUAAAGUACUUUUAUUUUCUGCCUGGAGUACAGAUUGUCAGGCAGCAAAUGGAAGAGGGGGUUCUUCCAGCUUAAUCCAAUGGAUGAGUCACAGAGACAUAAGAAUUUUGCUGUUCAUAAGGCUAUUACUGUAUUUUAUCCAGUAACUUUCACUCAAGGUAGCAAAAUGUUCUCUUGGACCUGUCUACAAUGUAUAAUACCUCUCCAUAGCUCUCUAAUUGAAAGAGUGAGAUCAACACUUGUAAAUUGGAACUGAGUGGAGCAAAGCAAUCCAGAAUAGCACUUCCAGCUUGAAAAUAUAUUGCAUUAUGAUACUAAGAUGGUUAAAGGGUUAUAUUUCAGUUAGAAGAUCCAAACAUGGAGGGGACUUUGAAAGUCCUUAAGUUCUGUACCUACUAUUGUGCUACUCUUGUAUUUUUAGUUUGAAAAUCAAUUGAGCUUCCGUGUAAGCAUCAUCCUCUAGGAAGACAGAAAGUACAACUGUUUCCAUUAUAUUUAUAGUGAGUAAUAACAUUGGACUAAGGAUAUAAUCUGGAAUCUUUUCUGUAGAAUUAUACUUAUGCAAAAUGGUAUCAUUUUGGUGCUUUGAAGUAAGAUUUUUUAUCUCUCUUUUUCUUCUUCUUCUUCUUCUUCUUCUGCUUUUUCUCAUGACAGUAUCUGUUUAGUUCUUUCCGUCUUGCUUGGCAUGUAUUUUCAGUGUCAAAGUAACCCAUAUUUUAAGCUCUUAAUAAAAUGGAAUCCCUGAUGUAACUGUUUCACAAAAAGACAGUUUCAUCUGAGGGAUGAAAUCUUUCAGACUAACUCUCAGACAGCUUUCCAAACUCCUCUGCUUUUGAUCUCUGUUAUGUGUGACAGCAGUAGUAAAUCUACAAUGAUACUGAGAAUCCAGCAGUCAUGGUUAUCUUUUAUAUGCAGCUAGAACAGUUUAAGAACACUGAUGCCAUAAUUGUGAUUCUGUGCCCUUUAAUGCAAGUGCACAUGUACAAUAACUUCAGCCAAAGCUGCUCACCAAGACUCAGAGACGAGAAAAAGUUAAAUGCUCAAUAUUUUAAAAGUAGUGAAACUAUACUGAAAAUAGAUUUUCCUUGCAGAAAAAAUAAUGGCUUUAAUGUGACUUAAAUAGUAUAGAGUAAAUUGCAUUUGAAAGUGUAUUCUUAAUGAACCGCAUUUUAUAUCCAUGCUAAACAUGAUUAAAAAUGUGUACCAAAAUCCUUUUUGUUUUAUUUCAAAAUUAUAACUCCUCAACGCAUUCUUAAAUAUUAAAAUUUUAAAUAUUAAAAUUUUUAAAUAAUAAAAUAUACAGGUAAGAAGGAAAGA
Messenger RNA from Gallus gallus (chicken), 6207 nucleotides. It is a transcript of the gene PAH, whose product is annotated as phenylalanine hydroxylase. Lineage: Eukaryota; Metazoa; Chordata; Aves; Galliformes; Phasianidae. Bases 65 to 1405 code for a protein of 446 amino acids. Gene Ontology annotation, biological process: L-tyrosine biosynthetic process; L-phenylalanine catabolic process. Gene Ontology annotation, molecular function: iron ion binding; phenylalanine 4-monooxygenase activity. The record is from RefSeq and is marked provisional. The transcript is spliced from 13 exons.